Owenia fusiformis is the source of this 3327-nucleotide messenger RNA. NCBI's taxonomy places the organism in Eukaryota, Metazoa, Annelida, Polychaeta, Sabellida, Oweniidae. The record is from the annotation of a GenBank genome assembly.
AUUCCUCCAUUUAGCGUAGUUCUUGUAAACAAUCUGUAUCCAGGUGAUUUGUCAAUUUAUUGACAAAGUAAAUCCAAUUUAUUUACCUAUUCGGAUGCGCUCUUUGCAAAUAAGAUUACUUCUAUAGAUUCCCAGUAUGGCCAGGAAACUGUAGCAGCCAUCACAGCAUCAGGGAUGUAGAGUUUAUUCAUUACACCACAGAAUGUUAGAUCUAUCUCCAUGCAAACUUAUUACUGUUGAUAAAAAUGAGUUUGUUGGUUGAUUGCGCUCCUCCACACCACUCCACAAUGAAGGUUCUCACUUCCCAGGGUUCCCAGAAGGACCCUAUUAAGCCAUCAGCACCACCCAAAGCAAAACAGCCAGAAAAAUCAAUGACCGAAGUGAAACCUUUGAGCAGUGAAUCUUGCAAAACACCACCUACUGGUGAUAAGCAAAAUAAUGAAACAAUCCAAAAACUUAAAAUGCAAAUGCCAUUUAGUGAUUCUGAAGUUACGCGGGAUUCUAUGACAGAAACAAAGCAGGCUGACAGACUACCUCCAAUUCACAAGAGUCUCACCAAAAGUACUCAGAGUCCUGUCAGUGGGACCAAGAACAAAACUGUGACUUCAAAAACAUUAAGUUCAAAGUCACCAUCAGCAGAUGCCAUCAAUUCAAAGCCUGGAGAUCCUGGAUCACCAAAGACAUUACACACAAGUGGAAGUCCUAUUAAAACUAAAUCAAAUACUUCCGUGAAUAAAUCAGUGCGGAUUUCUUUGAAUAAAAUACAGGGUGUCCCAGGUGCUUCUCCGGUGAAAAACAGAACUUACAAAUAUGUGGACCAAAGCCCUUAUAUUCGAGACAACUCAUACGCUGUCAGUGGGGGAGAGAGUCUUUGGAAAAGACAACAAACUGUUAUAUCCCACAUUGUCAACAAAAUUAACAGCAGCCAAAAAUUAAAUCGAACUAUAAAUGGGAGUAGUCCAAUUAGGGAGCAGAAUGAAAAUGAGGCACCAAAGUCUGUUCUAAGACGCAGCAGAACGAUGCCAACUCGUAUUGUUCAACUAAAUGAUAAUACGAUAGGAGUAAAUGACAAAAUGAAAUCCAAGUCUUUAUUAGAACUUGAAAGAAAAGCCAAGAUAGAGGCCGAGAAGGCAAUCAGAAAUAAAAAGGUAUUCGCAGUGAUGGGGCCUUACCCAGCUAUCAGAUCCAGUCUUUUUCAACGAGGAUGGGUAGAAAAGUUUCAUAGGAUCCCAAGCAAAGAAAAAAACUCUGCCAUGUAUGAACCUGAGGAUUCCGAUGAGGAUGACACUCAUAUAAAUGAUGGCGUGCAUUUAGAGCAGACUCAGCAGAGGAAAAUCCGACCAUGUAUGAAGCUGAAUGAUGAAGAGGAAAACAUGAUGAUGAUGAUGUCCCAUGUUGUGAGAAAUUCAACUCCAACGUUGAUAUUUUCUGUGAAAGCAAAUGCAGUGGAUAAGAACUCAUUAAAAAGUACACAGAUGUUCAACCAUGUGCCAAAGGCUAACAUCUUCACAACAAAGGUGGGUCUUUGUGAAAGUCUACAGAAUGUCCCAUGGUACCACAAUGAAGAUCCUAAUCUAUUCUUCCCAAGAUGCUUCAGGCUGGAUGACCCAGAGGACAAAGAGGCAUUCAUAGAUAACUUCAGAUUGACAGCCUGUAUGAACAUUGUCAAAUUGGUCGUUCAGCUCAGUCAACAAAAUAAAGACUCUAGUGAUGAAGAAAAUAAUGACAAUAACCUAAACGAAGAAGAUAGUGCUAAUAAAUCCCAUAAUAAUAACAGUGAUAAUACAAGUAAACAAGCUGUGACAAACAGGAAUGACAAUCAGGAAAAGACAUCUGAAAUUGAAAAGACAUCAAAAUCAGAAAAUGAACAAGUUGCUAUUGACUCUAACCAGAAAGUGUCUUUAGAAAUUGAAUUACUAAAGGAUAAACGCAUACAUCUUAAGGGUAUUCAUGUCACCAAAAAGGGAGAUAGCUCACCUCGUAAAGCUCAGACGGUUGUGCCACCAAAAGCAGUGGAGUGGGCUAUGAAACAGUGCAAUAAGUAUUUGAAGGCAUGUUGCCAUGACGAUAUUGAUGAGCUGGUAGACCCGGAUAUGUUAACUGAUGGGGAUUGGGAUCAGUUGAUACAAUGGUCAUAUCAGCUAAUACAUGAUGGUGCUGGGGUGACAUUGCUAGAGUCACAAGUAGAUGUUUGUGAGGGUCUCAUCAAAUGCAUAGAGGAGGCUUGGGCCCAGUAUGAGAUGGAUGGACUCAAGAAUGUAUGGAUGGUCAAACCAGGGGCCAAGUCUAGGGGAAGAGGGAUAGAAUGUUUCAAUAAACUUGAAGACAUUGAGAAGUAUAUGCGUGAUUCGCUAACAGAGAGCAAAGAAACAAACUUUGUUGUGCAAAAGUACAUAGAGCGCCCUCUAUUGGUAUAUAACACUAAAUUUGAUAUCCGUCAAUGGUUCCUGGUGACUGACUGGAACCCAUUAACAGUGUGGCUUUAUCAAGACAGUUACUUACGCUUUUCAUCACAAGAGUACACACUGGACAAUCUAGAUAACAGGGCAAUCCAUUUGUGCAAUAAUUCUGUCCAAAAGUACUACACUGUUGGGGAGAGGUCAACAUCUCUGCCAGAUGACAACAUGUGGACUCACACAGAGUUUGUCAAUUAUCUCGCUGAUCAAGGACAUGCAGAGAAUGUAUGGCAGAACAUUGUCUACUCAGGGAUGAAGAAUGCUAUCAUAUGCUCAAUGACAGCAUCCCAAGAUGCAAUAGAAUACAGGAAGGGUGCCUUUGCACUAUAUGGAGCAGACUUCAUGCUAACAGAAGACUUGCGUCCUUGGUUAAUUGAGAUCAACUCUAGCCCCAGUAUGGAGUACAGUGCAAGGGCAACUGCAAAACUGUGCCCUCGUGUCUUGGAGGACACUUUGAAAGUUGUGAUUGACAGGAAGGAAAAUCCUAGCUGUGAUGUUGGAAGGUUUGAACUGAUACACAAACAGAACCAAGUUCCAUAUCCAAAUCCAUCCUGGGUUGACUCAGGGUUAAUUGUGUCAGGGAAAAAAGUUCGCAAACCUAGGAAGUCAACAAUGAAAUGAACUAUGUCUGUGCAGUGUGUGUCAUUGGUGAAUGGAUUACACCAUGUCAAAGAGGGGAAAAUAUGAGACAUCUGAUUAGUCCAUAGGGUCCAGUGUUAAAAAUAGAACCUUGAAUAAUUAAACAGUAGGAAUAAGUCACACAGCUGAUUUAAGGGAUAUAAAUAGUCUUGCUCAAAGACUGUAUCCACCCCCCCAUCACCUUCACACUCUUUAUAUACAGAGAAGAGUAGGAAAAAGGGGGGGGGGGAGU